AUGGCUUUGCCAACUUCCUUUAUGCCCUUCAUUUAUGCUGGUUGUAAAUCCACGGCUAGACAUGAACUUUGGCAACAGUUACAAGAUUUCAGCUAUUCUAUAAGGGAAUUCUGGAUUUUUGGGGGUAACUUCACCUGCCUCUCUUCACCUAGUGAGAAGAAGGGUGGGACAUCUCCUGAUAUCAAUCUUAUGAACAUUUUCAAUGACAAUAUUCAGUAUGCUGGACUUUUUGAUUUGGGCUUUAUUGGUCCUAAGUACACUUGGAGAAGGGGGAAGAUUUGGGAGAGGCUGGAUAGAGUUUUGUGGGAGGUGGUCGAGAACAUUGAUAGUAAAGUACUUAAAGCUGAACAGAAGGUAUUACAGUUAGAACAACUCAUGACCUCUGGCAUUGGGUCUGAGAUGGAUCUUCAGUCUGCUAAUGAACAUCUGUUGGAUGCUUUCAACAUGCAAGAAGACUUCUAUGCUCAGAAGGCCAACAUAAUGAAAUUUUGUCAUGGGGAUAGAAAUUCUAAUUAUUGUCAUGCUUGCAUCAACUAUAGGAGGAAAUGCAACACCAUUCAUAAAAUCCUUUCUCAGGAGGGUCACUGGAUUACUACUGCUGAUGGCAUAGCUGGUAAUGCUGUUCAAUACUUUCAAAACAUUUUCAAACAAACUCCUGCCUCUCAACCUGCCAUUCAAUACACCUUAUUUCAUAAGGAAAGGGAGUUCGAGAAAGAGAGUUCACCCAAAGCCUCUCUCUCACUAAUAUUCCGGAUGAAAAGGAAAUAUGGGAAGCACUGA
Molecule: messenger RNA, 780 nt
Organism: Phalaenopsis equestris
Lineage: Eukaryota; Viridiplantae; Streptophyta; Magnoliopsida; Asparagales; Orchidaceae
Exons: 2
Coding region: 1-780 (259 amino acids)
Source: RefSeq, a predicted model, not a curated record